AUGGCGACCACUUCGGCGGCCGUCCUCCCGUCAGGGGUCUUCCUAACCCGAGGGUCGGAGAUCCAGAGAAUUCCCGCGCGCGCCGCUGCGGGAGCCAGAGCCCUCGCACCCCUCGCGUCGUCAAAACUGCGAGCCUCCCCCAGAUUGCCGGCCCUAUCCACUCCAUUCAUCCGAUCCUUCAAACCCACUGCGGCUCCGACCGUCGGCCUGCAGUCACAAAGACGACAAAUCUCGUGCGCCGUGGAGGCUCCUCCCAAGCAAUCAGCUCCAGAGCCAUCUCCGUUUGAAGCGGCGCAAGUGUGGUUCUCGGACGUGAUCGCGCAACGGAAGCGGCCGUACUUCUUCAACCGGGAGUACACGUCAAAGGACAUCAGCUACGCGGUGUACAUGCUCUUCGUCCAUGGCUUGUGCCUCUUCGCUCCAGCCACCUUCUCCUGGGAAAACGUUGGCCUCUUCGUCGGCCUUUACGUGAUCACAGGAAUGUUUGGGAUCACGCUGUCAUACCACCGCAAUUUGUCGCAUCGUUCUUUCACGCUUCCCAAGUGGCUCGAGUACACCUUCGCGUACUGCGGGGUUCAAGCUGUUCAGGGCGACCCCAAGGAGUGGGUGAGCGCUCACCGCUAUCACCAUCGCUUCUGCGACACGCCUGCCGACCCGCACACGCCGUACGAGGGCUUCUGGCACAGCCACAUGGGGUGGCUUCUCGACGACGUCGCCACGCAAGAACGGGUGGGUGUGCGCAACAACAUCGCGGACAUGGAGAACGAUCCCUUCUACAACUUCAUCGAGGCCACCUACGUGUGGCACAUCGUGGCGUCCGUGCUGCUGCUCUACGCCCUCGGAGGCUUCCCCUGGGUCGUCUGGGGCUUCGGCGUGCGCGCCGUGUGGGUGUACCACAUCACAUGGUUCGUCAACUCCGCGUCGCACGUGUGGGGCUACCAAUCCUGGAACACUGGCGACCUUUCGCGAAACAACUGGUGGGUGGGGCUGCUGGCGUUUGGCGAGGGGUGGCACAACAACCACCACGCGUUCCAGUACUCGUGCCGGCAUGGGCUGGAGAAUCACCAGGUGGACAUGACGUGGUACACCAUCAAGCUGCUCGAGGCUGCAGGGCUCGCCACCCAGCUCAAGUACCCCCAUGAGAAGCACAUGAAGCGCCUCUCCUUCCCGGACCAACCAGCCCCCCAGCAGUAG
Messenger RNA from Closterium sp. Naga37s-1, 1194 nucleotides. Lineage: Eukaryota; Viridiplantae; Streptophyta; Zygnematophyceae; Desmidiales; Closteriaceae. The record is from the annotation of a GenBank genome assembly.